AUGUCUGAAAGCCCGAUGUUCAUUGACGACGAAUUAUUUAUGGCAGGCUCUUCUUCGCCAAGUAAAGAGCAGAAGCCAGCAACCCCAGUAGAGACCUUUCAGUCUUCGCCUUUUGCGCUGUCUACAACUCCUAAAACUAAGCUAAAUAAAGCAAAACAAGAAGAAUUCAAAAGGAACACCCAAACUUUUGCCGGUCAUAUGCUGCAGUCUUUAAUUGUGCAGAUCUCAAGGACGCUUAAAAAAGCCAAGAAAGGUACCUUGCUUGGAGGGUUUAUGAAGUGGAAAAUAAGGGCCAAUAGUGCAUAUGCAGCAGAAAAACUAAAGAAAAAUGAAAUUAAAGGGAAAAUCAAAAAUAAAAUUGUUUUGCUGAUAAACCAAUACCGAAACUCUAGGAUUUUUAUAAAGAGGAAAGCAUUUUUUGACUGGGCUUUGAAAUCAAAAGCGAAAUCCCAACUAUUAAAACUGGAAACCAAUAAAAUUCGGCAAGAAGAAGCACAUCAAGCUAAGCUUGCACAGAUGAAUAGAAUGGUUUCUCAGCUGAUAAGCAAGCAGUGCGAGCUGGAAAAGCAAAUAAACUCACAAUUGGCAAGGGAAAAAAAGUAUAAGGAAGCCAUCACUGAGCUAAAGGCUGCAGUCCCGGAGCAGAAAAUAGAGAAAUCUAAAAAUGAGCUUGUCCUUAGAGAGCUGGAAAGAGAAAACCAAAAUUUAAGAGACAAGCUGGAAGUCAUUGAAAAUAACGUGGACGGAUUUAUCAAAGAAAUGUCAGGGCUAAUAGAAGCUGGAGACGAGAUGGCCAUGAUUAGCGAUGACGACGGCAUGGGAGACAGUCCCCAAAAAUUAAUCAAAAAGAGAGCAAUUACUUUGAAUAUUGGCAAUCUUAAAUAA
Messenger RNA from Blepharisma stoltei, 885 nucleotides. NCBI's taxonomy places the organism in Eukaryota, Ciliophora, Heterotrichea, Heterotrichida, Blepharismidae. The record is from the annotation of a GenBank genome assembly.